GCCAAUGUGCUGACAUGUUACUUCACCAACUGGGCCCAGUACAGGCCUGGCCUGGGAAAGUUCAUGCCUGAAAACAUUGACCCCUUCCUGUGCAACCACCUGAUCUACGCCUUUGCUAACAUGAACAACAACGAGAUCACAACUUACGAAUGGAACGACGAGACCCUCUACAAAUCCUUCAAUGGCCUGAAGAACCAGAAUGGAAAACUGAAGACCCUCCUGGCAAUUGGAGGAUGGAACUUUGGGACAGCCAAGUUCUCCACAAUGGUUUCCACUCCUCAGAACCGCCAGACCUUCAUCAAUUCUGUCAUCAAAUUCCUGCGCCAAUAUCAAUUUGAUGGUCUGGACCUUGACUGGGAAUACCCCGGGUCCAGAGGCAGCCCACCCCAGGACAAGACUCUCUUCACUGUCCUGGUUAAGGAAAUGGUGGCAGCCUUUGAGCAAGAAGCCCAACAGACCAACUGGCCCCGUCUCAUGCUCACCGCUGCUGUUGGUGCAGGACGUCCCACCAUUGAUGCUGGCUACGAGAUUGCUGAGCUUGGAAAGUACUUGGACUACAUCCAUGUGAUGACUUAUGACUUCCAUGGCUCCUGGGAUGGACGCACUGGGGAGAACAGCCCUCUGUAUGAAGGCCCAUCUGACACUGGUGACCUUGUCUACUUCAAUGUUGAUUAUGCCAUGAACUAUUGGAAGAAUAAUGGUGCCCCAGCUGAGAAGCUCCUUGUUGGAUUCCCAACCUAUGGACACAACUUCAUCCUCCAAAACCAAUCCAACACUGCUGUGGGGGCACCAACAACAGGACCUGGGCCAGCUGGACCUUACACUAGGCAGGCUGGAUUCUUGGCUUACUACGAGAUCUGCUCAUUCCUGGACUCUGGAGCCACCCAGGCUUGGGAUGACCCCCAGGAUGUCCCCUAUGCCUACAAGGGCAAUGAAUGGGUUGGCUAUGACAACAUCAAGAGCUUCAACAUCAAGGUUGACUGGCUGAAGAAGAACAAUUUUGGAGGUGCCAUGGUUUGGGCCCUUGAUAUGGAUGACUUCACUGGCACUUUCUGCAAGGAAGGUAGAUAUCCCCUGAUCACUGCCCUGAAGGAGGGUCUUGGUCUGCAAAAUGAUGACUGUGUGUCCCCAACUCAGCCCAACCCUCCCAUCACUGAAGCUCCAGGUGGCACUCCUGGGGGCUCUGGUGGAAGUGGCUUCUGUGCUGGGAAGGCUGAUGGUCUCUAUCCUGACCCAACCAACAACGCAAACUUCUACAACUGUGCUAAUGGUGUAAGCGUUGUCCAGAGCUGCCAGGAGGGCCUUGUCUUUGAUACCAGCUGCUCCUGCUGCAACUGGCCAUGA
Molecule: messenger RNA, 1344 nt
Organism: Chaetura pelagica (chimney swift)
Lineage: Eukaryota; Metazoa; Chordata; Aves; Apodiformes; Apodidae
Product: acidic mammalian chitinase-like
Exons: 9
Coding region: 64-1344 (426 amino acids)
Biological process (GO): chitin catabolic process; carbohydrate metabolic process
Cellular component (GO): extracellular region
Molecular function (GO): chitin binding; chitinase activity
Source: RefSeq, a predicted model, not a curated record